This is a messenger RNA of Lathyrus oleraceus (garden pea), 909 nucleotides long. RefSeq lists its product as uncharacterized. The coding region runs from base 1 to 909 and encodes 302 amino acids. The transcript has 3 exons. The record is from RefSeq and is a predicted model, not a curated record. NCBI's taxonomy places the organism in Eukaryota, Viridiplantae, Streptophyta, Magnoliopsida, Fabales, Fabaceae.
AUGAGUGACACCAACAGAAUUCUGAAUUCUCUUCCAUUUCUUGACGUGGUUACUCAUGGUGUUCCUGAGCUUGAUGAGAAUGCAACUGAUGCUCAGAGAGUCGCGCACAAGGAAGCAAAGAAGAAAGACUGCAAGGCCGCAUAUUGCAUUCAAUCGGCGGUAGGUUCAACAAAUUUCAACAGAAUUUCUCAUGCUGAAUCGGCGAAUGAGGCAUGGGAUAUUCUUGUCGAGUACUAUGAAGGAUGUGAGAAAGUUAAGGUCGUCAAAUUGCAGAUUUUGCGACAGAAGUAUGAAUUGUUGCAGAUGGGAGAAGAUGAAAAGAUUGCAGGUUAUGUGUCAAAGGUGCAAAAUCCUGUCCAUCUCAUGAAGGGUUGUGGUGAAACCCUAACUAAUAAGAUGAUAGUUGAAAAGGAAAUACAUAUGUUGACCUUUCACUUUGAUCACGCUAUCGUAACUAUUCAAGAAUCCAAUAAUCUUGAAACCAUGAAACUAGAAGAUUUGGUUGGUUCAUUGGAGGCACGCAAGGAGGAAGGAGCAAAUCGUGCACUCCAAGAUUCAAAUGAUUAUGAAGAUAUGGUGGUUAUGGUUAUAGUUGGAGAUGACCAUGUCGAAUCCAAGAUCUGGUUCCUCGACUCGGGUUGCUCGAAUCACAUGACUUUUCAAAAAGUAUGGCUAGCAGAUUUUGACUCGUCGAAUAAGAGUAAGGUCAAACUUGCUGAUAAUAGCUCAUUGCAAGCAGAAGGUACUGGUGACAUAGUUUUUCAAAGGAGCGAUGAAGGAAAAGCUAUGAUCAAAGAUGUACUCUAUGUACCUAGAAUGAAGUGCAACCUGUUAAGUGUUGGACAACUGAUCGAAAUAAGUUUCUCAGUGAUUAUGAAAGAUGGAGCCUUAGAAUUGUUUGAAACCUAG